This is a messenger RNA of Peronospora matthiolae, 510 nucleotides long. The record is from the annotation of a GenBank genome assembly. Lineage: Eukaryota; Oomycota; Peronosporomycetes; Peronosporales; Peronosporaceae.
AUGAUAUAUAAGCUGUCGCGACUUCGUGCGCGUGCGGUUCAAACCGCACGCAAGCAUCGUGUGCGCUGUAUCGAGUUUCCACCUGAGCAAGAUACGUGGAAACCGCGUUCGUCCCUUCUUCAGGACAUUUCAGACGUCGUUCGGGCAUGUGAGUCCGUGGAAACGCCCAAUCUUGAUGCGUCCGACAUCUUAUGUGCUUUCGUGGUGAACGAGACAAUAGACUACGGCGUCGUGGUGAAGUGUCACCACGACGACGAAACUAAGAGUGAUGACGAUGUCGUGGUGAUAUUCCACCACGACCACGAGAACGAGAGUGUCGUCGUGAUGAACGUGCUUCACCACAACUACGAGAACGAGAGCGUUGUGGCGAACGUGUAUCACCACGACCAUGAGAACGAAAUCGUCGUGGUAGAUUUGCAUCACGACCAGAAGAACGAGAGCGUCGUGAUAGAUCCACAUCACGACCACGUGAACGGGAGUGGUGUCGCCGUAUCGACGCGCCACGAAUAA